AUGGACGCGGCGGAGCAGAUCGCGGUGAUGUGGCGGCAGGUGCGUGGCCCGGUGAUCGUGCCGCUGCUGCGCGCGGCCGUGGCGGUCUGCCUCGCCAUGUGCGUGAUCCUGUUCGUGGAGAAGGUUUACAUGGCCGUGGUCAUCACGGCGGUGCGGCUGCUCGGCCGCCGCCCGGAGCGUCAGUGGCGAUGGGAGCCCAUGCGCGAGGACGACGACCCCGAGCUCGGCAGCGCCGCCUACCCCAUGGUGCUCGUCCAGAUCCCCAUGUACAACGAGCGCGAGGUGUACCAGCUGUCGAUCGGGGCGGCGUGCGGGCUGUCCUGGCCGUCGGACCGGAUCAUCAUCCAGGUGCUCGACGACUCCACGGACCCCGUUAUCAAGCACCUGCAGGAGAUGGUGCAGAUAGAGUGCCAGCGGUGGGCGAGGAAGGGCGUGAACAUCAAGUACGAGAUCCGGGACAACCGUCGCGGGUACAAGGCCGGCGCGCUCAAGGAGGGCAUGAAGCACAGCUAUGUCCGCGACUGCGACUUUGUGGCCAUCUUCGACGCCGACUUCCAGCCGGAGCCCAGCUUCCUGUGCCGCGCCAUGCCCUUCUUCAUCCACAACCCCGAGAUCGGCCUCGUCCAAGGCCGAUGGAGAUUCGGUACGUACCUACGCCACAAGUAGCUCUGGCAUUGCUGCUAGGAUGUUUUUGUUAGUUUUUACAUAUGGUACCCCUACUUGUUUUGGUCAAAAUUCCUCUGCACGAACAUGACAUUGCUUUUGUUUUUGCUGCUGCUUCUGUCUGAACAGUGAAUGCAGAUGAAUGUUUGAUGACAAGGAUGCAGGAGAUGUCCUUGGACUACCACUUUAAAGUGGAGCAAGAAGUUGGAUCCUCCGCUUAUGCCUUCUU
Lolium perenne is the source of this 892-nucleotide messenger RNA. Lineage: Eukaryota; Viridiplantae; Streptophyta; Magnoliopsida; Poales; Poaceae. The record is from RefSeq and is a predicted model, not a curated record.